GCAUUUAUAAUAAUUUCCUUUUCGGUAUGGGAUCUCAUGUUUCACCAAAUCUUAAACACGGCAUAGAGGAGUUCGCACAGAUAAAAAUAGAAUUCAGUAUAAUAGAGAAAACUUUUUUAUUCAUCCGUUCAGCUCUUCUUGAAGAGUUAGCAAUCGGCGCGAGAGAAAAACUCUUGUUUAUAUUCGCAUUGUGUGAAAGUGCAUUAUUCAAUGAGUUUCCGAAGGAUUUUCAAUCUAAUUUGUCCGCUGCCGUGUACAUGGGGGGUUUGCAUAAGUCAAAAUCUACCCCUUCCGGUGAACGUCCUUUAGUUCACGUCUCGGAGCUCUACCAAAAUGUGUCGUUGGCAACUACAGUAGAUGAGGGAGUUCCAUUACACAUAGUUCAAGGAACAAACUAUAAUGACGGCACCAUAUUACUACUAUUUAGAGGAGAACAAUGUAACACAACCAUACUGUACCUUCGACUUAUUUAUCCUGAUGGGACUUGGAAGAAAAUAGACAUCGACGAUUCUCAGUCUAACAUUCCUCCAGAGAACUUCUGCUACUAUAAUAGUUCCACAUUUCAGAAAAGAGGCCUGCGAGAAUCGAUUGAACAAAACCUUUACAGAAGACAUUAUGUUAAGUCAACAUGUUCUGAGGUUGAAUCACUUCCAACUCCUACCUCACAUAGCGAAGAAUGCACUACAACCAGUUCAACUCAGUAUAGUGAAGAAUGCACUACAACCAGUUCAACUCAAUAUAGUGAAGAAUGCGCUACGACCAGUUCAGUUCAAUAUAGUGAAGAAUGCGCUACGACUAGUUCAAUUCAAGAUAGUGAAGAAUGCACUACGACCAGUUCAUCGGAAUAUAGUGAAGAGUGCGAUACGGCCAGUUCGUCUCAAAGCAGUGCAGAAUGUGCUAUUACGACCAGUUCAUCUCAAUAUAGUGAAGAAUGUGAUCACCAUUCGCAUAAACACCACAGUUCGGAGGGGCAUCAUCACCACCACCAUCCUCAUUGUGGCAACGUUACACACAAGCCACAUACAACAAAAGGCAGUGGUUGUAAUCACGAACACGUGCCACAUAAAACGAAAGGAACGGGAACAGGUCCCGGCGAGACAGGAAGUCAUGGUGCGACAGGCACAGGUACCGGAACAGGUCGUGGUGUAACAAGAACAGGGACCGGAAUAGGUCCUGGUGAGACGGGUACAGGAAUAGGUCCCGGUGAGACGGGUACAGGAAUAGGUCCCGGUGAGACGGGUACAGGAAUAGGUCCCGGAGAAACGGGCACGGGAAUAAGAUCAGGAAUAGGAGGACCCAGUGAGACAGGCACGGGAAUAAGAUCAGUAACAAGAACGGGUCCCGGAGAAACGGGCACGGGAAUAAGAUCAGGAAUAGGAGGACCCAGUGAGACAGGCACAGGAAUAAGAUCAGAAUCAGUAACGGGCCCCGGUGAGACGGGUACAGGUAUAAGUUCAGGAAUAGGAGGACCCAGUGAGACAGGCACAGGAAUAAGAUCAGUAUCAGUAACGGGCCCCGGUGAGACGGGUACAGGUAUAAGAUCAGGAAUAGGAGGACCCAGUGAGACAGGCACGGGAUUAAGAUCGGUAUCAGUAACGGGUCCCGGUGAGACGGGUACAGGAAUCGGUCCAAGCGAGACAGGCACAGGAAUAAUAUCAGCAUCAGGAACGGGUCCCGCUGCGACGGGUACAGGAAUUGGUCCGAGCGAGACAGGCACGGGAAUAGGAUCAGUAUCAGGAACAGGUCCUGGUGAAACAGGCACGGGAAUAGGUCCCAGCGAAACGGGCACAGUAAUAGGACCAGUAUCAGGAACGAGUCCCGGUGAAACAGGCACGGGAAUAGGUCCCAGCGAAACGGGCACAGUAAUAGGAUCAGUAUCAGGAACGAGUCCCGGUGAAACGGGUACAGGAGCAGUGACAGGAACAGGUCCUAGCGAGACUAUCACAGGAGCAGUGACAGGAACAGGUCCUAGGGGGACGGAAACAGGAACAGGUCCUAGGGAGACUGGUACUAGUGAAGCUAUAACUGGAACUGAGACGGGUAUCAGUGGGACCAGAACCGGAACAGCAACAUCCACUGCAUUAUCGUCUACACAUACAACUCCAACUACGAUCCCCACUAAAGGAAUAGUAAUCCCAACAGAUGAGAAUUCCGGAGAGAUUUCUGCAAUUAACAUAUAUGCCAUAAAGAAUAAAUGUAUUCUUGUAACGUAUUUCUCGGAUAUCCCUGCUAGCCAUAAGAUUAAAGGUUUGAUAAUAACUUGGAACGGUGAUGUCGAAAACUACACAAUCGAUUUUGGAGAAGAAUGUACAUAUAGUCAAAUUAUUAAGAACAUCGACGAACUAGAAUUCCUGCGAGUGUGCUACAAAGAAAAGACCCUAGAAUUAGAUUGGACAAUAUAUUCUACGCCUGACGAUAAUGGUAACAAUGUGACACAAACGUCAAGCGGGGUGAUUAGCAACUUGAACAUCACAUCCUACAUCGAUUUUCCGAAAAUAUUUUCAGUCGAAAAUAGAAAAUAUGGUGUAGUCACGGUCACACAUGAGGUCAAUACUACUAUUUGGAAAGUAUCGAUAUAUUGGAUUUAUGGUCAGAAUGUUAAUGGACCUUAUGAAAUAUAUACACUGAAUGAUAAAGAUGUGAUUGUAUUCAAAGUAUUUAAAUGCACCAUCGCCCGUCAAUAUUUGGGAUAUAGUUGUGUAAUUUAUGUUGAAAAAAGAGGAGAAACAAAACCAAGAUUUAUAGACAUAGAUUUUUAUAAUACCGGGUCUAUCAACGGAACACACACUUUCACCAUAAACGACGUUCCUAAUGAUCAAAAACCGUUUAGUGCUUUAGCAUUGCGUUAUGGAGGGUUUAUUAUAUUGACCAAAAGUAACACCACUAUCAAUGGAUUUGCAGUCACCAAUGAAGGCAACAAUGUAACAAGAUGGGGACUCCCUACAAAUUAUACUUACCUCCCCAUCACAGGGGUGUCUCAACGCAACGUAGUUUGGGCAUUCGUUAAUCAUAAUGGCUCCAGUUGGACUGUCAUAACAAGUGAUACUCUAAGUAAUUACAACGAAGAUAAAAUGGGAAAAUAUGGCACCCCCACAGUUAUUUACACGAGUCCGGAUGUGAAUUCUACGAUCCCAGUUCCCCACGAUUCUAAAGAGUUCGUAAUUAAAUACUCUUUCCCCUGUGGUCCAUCCAGUGGAUAUGUGACCAUAUUCAUGCACGAUGAUAAUGGAACCCACCCAGUCUUUAGGAUGCCGGCAAACAAUUGUACUUUUAAUCAUGAUACAGUCACCUUCAAGGCAAUUCCUGGUGCGAUUUCUAGUCCAAAUAAGAAAUAUACCGUAAAUGUAGACGAUGGUUUUAUAACCGAUACUGAUAAUAAACAAGAUGCACCUGGAAUUCAUGACAAAUGGAAUUUCACCACAGGUGGUGCUGUUAAUAAUGGUACUGGACCUGCCUCGGUCAUCAUCUUGCUUACCUCCGAGGGGACUACGUUGUAUGUAGGAAAGUCUAUUUCUCGGGAUGUGUUUGUCACAAAAUUGCGGGAUCAGAUCGCUAGAGCCAUUGGAUGUAGCACCGAUCGUCUUUACAUUCCUACCAAAUUCCAGUAUAAACAUGAUACCCCAUCUGAUCAAAUUUUCAUGAGAGUUGAUAUCAGUGAGGCAGGUACCACCGCAGAUACGGAUGCGAUUACUCUCUCUCAAUAUUUGGAUAAUGUAAUCAAAUACAAAGAUAUGUCAUUGAUUUCCACGGGAGAUACCACAAAAUACCUUGACUCGGAUAAUGGAGCAUGGAGAUUAAGUAAAUACAAAUGGGCGCUUUUUGCUCUCUUCGGGCUAUUAUUCUUAUUCCUUUUGUGUUGUUGGGGACAUCUCAGACACAAGAAAGGACGAAAUCUCUUGGUCUUUGUCUUGUGUCCAUUAAUAUUGGUAGACUUUGGAUUGGAUAUAACAUUUGUAGCUAGACACGGAAAAGAUGAAAAAUGGCUCUAUCCAACAAG
This is a messenger RNA of Acaulospora morrowiae, 3997 nucleotides long. The record is from the annotation of a GenBank genome assembly. NCBI's taxonomy places the organism in Eukaryota, Fungi, Glomeromycota, Glomeromycetes, Diversisporales, Acaulosporaceae.